GCGACCACGCUCCACUGUAAUAUUUCGGUGUAUGUCGGCGUCGAUCAAAGAAUGUAGAAUAUACACCUGUAUACACAGUGAGCGCAUAUAGUACCUGUUCCAAUUACCUGCAACUUUCGUGUUGCACUGUUUAUUCUAAAAUGGCUGGAGAGGCCACGGAAGUAAAGAGUGAAGUGAAAUCCGUUCUGGAUAUACUGAAAGCACCUGGCGAUGAUGAGCAAAAAUUCGGCUUGUUGAUCGGCUUGAUUCAAGGGAAUCAGGUGUCCAACAAGGAUGUUGUCGACACAGUGUUGCACCUGUUGGUGGGAGGAGAGUUUGACAUUGAGGUGAACUUUGUGAUCCAGGAAGCGCAGAACAUCCUCCACAUGCUGCAGCUGCUGAAGACAUGUCCCAUCACACUGCAGGCAGAAAUAUGGAGUGUGUUCACAGCCACACUGAAGAAGAGUCGCCGGAACCUGCACGCAUGUACAGAGGUUGGCCUCAUUGGCCGGGUGCUAGAGCUGCUGGAGAGUUCGGAUGACAUGGUGGCAGGCAUCAGUGACUUGCUGACUGACAUGCUCGGCUCACUAGCAAGUUACAGUAUCACCGUCAAAGAACUUAAAUCACUCUUUACUCUUCUGAAAACCAAAGAUGGGAAGUGGCAACGCCACUCCGUGAAGCUGCUGAAUGUGCUGAGGCAGAUGCCUCAGAGACACGGACCUGACGAGUUCUUUAGUUUCCCAGGAAAGAAGGGAUCGCAUAUUGCCUUGCCACCGAUCAAGAACUGGCCCUACCAGAAUGGCUGGACUUUCUCAUGCUGGAUCCGGCUAGAUCCAGUCACAGGGGUCAAUGUGGAGAGGGAGAAGCCCUUCUUGUUUUGUUUCCGUACCAGUAAGGGUGUUGGAUAUUCUGCCCACUUCGUUGGCGAGGCACUCGUCAUCACCUCCAUGAAGGUCAAGGGCAAAGGAUUCCAAAACUGUGUCAACUACAAUUUUGCUCCACGGAGGUGGUACAUGGUGACUAUCUCCCACGUGUACAACCGAUGGAGCAAGUCAGAAAUCAAGUGCUACGUUGACGGCCAACUUGUAUCGUCAGCUGACAUGUCAUGGCUUGUGAGCACCAGUGAUCCUUUUGACAAGUGUUACCUGGGAUCCAGUUCAGAUGGAGACACAGACCACAUGUUCUGUGGUCAAAUGUCCACUGUGUACCUGUUUAGCGAGGCCAUCCAGCCCCACCAGAUUGUGGCCAUGUACCAGCUGGGUCCAGGAUACAAGAGCCAGUUUAGGUUUGACAAUGAGAGCCUGGCCUCACUUAACGAUGCCGCCAAGAGGGUUCUGUAUGAUGGGCGGCUGACCAACUCAAUCGUGUUUAUGUACAACCCCAUCGCCUGUGACAGUCAGCUCUGUCUCGAGUCUUCACCUAAAGGAAACCCCUCCUACUUCCUACAUUCCCCACAUGCUCUGAUGACACAGGAUGUCAAGGCUGUGAUCACUCAUUCCAUACACAGCACACUCCACUCCCUGGGAGGAAUACAGAUCCUGUUCCCCCUGUUCGGGCAGCUGGAUGCCCCCGUGGACCGAGGGCCCAAGGAGGAGAGUGUGGUUGACAACACAACAUGUGCCUCCCUGAUGAGCCUGCUGUGUGAGCUCCUGGAGAGUUCCCUCAACAUCCAGCAACAGUUCAUGCAGAACAGAGGCUUCCUCGUCAUCAGCUACCUGCUGGAGAAGUCGUCGCGGGAUCACAUCACCCCGGCAGUGUUGGAAGCUUUCCUGAAGCUGACCAAGUACCUCGUGGAGCUCCCUUCAGGGGGACUCCUCCUCAAGCACCUGUUUGACUACAUCCUCUUUAACCCUGCUCUGUGGGUACAUUCAUCCGUGGAGGUCCAGACCAAGCUUUACUGUUACCUGGCUACAGAGUUCAUCAAUGAUGCCAACAUCUACAACAACAUCCGGCGUGUGAGUGCGGUGUUACAGACGAUGCACACUCUCAAAUACUACUACUGGGUCAUCAAUCCCAUAAACAGGAGUGGCAUCACGCCAAAGGGGCUGGAUGGAGAACGGCCAACCCAGGAUGAGAUCGUGAAGCUGCGGUCGUUCAUGUUGCUGUAUGUGCGGGAGUUGAUACUGAAGGGGCAGGGGAUCCUGGAGGAUGAGCUGCAGAGCAUCCUCAACUACCUCACCACCCUACACGAGGAUGACAACCUGAUGGACGUCCUGCAGUUGAUGGUGCAGCUGAUGGCAGAACAUCCGUCCUCCAUGGUGCCCGGCUUCGACAAGAAGCAGGGAGUCAGAUGUGUCUUCAAGUUGCUGGGUUCAGCCAAUGAGGACAUCCGCAUCCACACCCUCAAGUUGCUCGGCUACUUCCUGAUGCGGAGCACCCACCGGCGGAAACAGGAUGCCAUGACACCGCACAACCUGUUCUCCCUCAUCGGAGACCGACUCAUGCUGAAUGUCACCAACAUAUCUGUGGCUACCUACAAUGUGCUCUUUGAGCUGUUAACAGAGCGGAUGAGCAUAGACAUCAUUCGCAACAAGCAUAUUGAGCCAGAAUGCCACUUCCGUAUCGAAAACUCCGCUGUUCUGAAGGUGGUGGCAACCUUGAUCCGUCAGUCCAAAGUUACUAAGGAAGUGCUGGAAGUGAAGAGAAUGUUCCUGUCUGACCUCACCAUCCUGUGCAAUAACAACAGAGACAACAGGAGGACGGUGCUGCAGAUGUCGGUGUGGCAAGACUGGCUGUUCUCCAUGGCCUACAUCUACCCCCAGAACAAGGAUGAGGAGCGCAUCACCGAGAUGGUGAUGUCACUGUUCAGGAUGCUGCUCCACCAUGCCAUCAAGUACGAGUUCGGAGGCUGGAGAGUCUGGAUAGAUACCCUGGCAAUCUUACACUCCAAGGUGGCGUAUGAGGACUUCAAGAAGCACAUGACCAAGAUGUACCAGCAGUACGAGCAGCAGCGAUCUGACGACAUCACCGACCCACAGGAGAGGAUGAACAGACCAAUCAGCACCAUCUCGGGGAUAUCCGACAAUCAGGUGGAGAAACCCAUCCCCAAAUCGACCGUCCAGAUUACUGACGUCACCGACCAGGAAGCUGUGACCAAUGGGGAGAAGAGGGAAGGAGCAGACGGAUCCGAAGCACAAGACAAGAAAGGGGGUGAUGCUCAACCAGCCAAAGAUACUGAUCCAAAACAGAGACCUGAUUCUAUCACUGAGGAAAUGAAGAAGAAAUACCCUGCUGAGAUUGUUGACUUUGUUGAUGAUGUUAUCGACCAAGUUGUGACUCGAGUUGAAUCAAAAGAAAACACUGACAAUACUGCAAAUGGUGUCCAAAGGGAGGCAACUCCUGAAGGAGCUUCUGCGGAAAGCAAUAAAACAAGUGUGGAUGUUAAACCAAACCAAGAUGGUGCAGCGCCAGCUGCCAAGGUAACCCGGACUCCAUCCACUACGAGUCGAGGUGGUGAGGAGCGGCGAGGGGGGCGGACUAUAUUCAGUCCAGGUCCGCGAGCUCCUCCGUUCAGGAUCCCUGAGUUCCGCUGGUCCUAUCUGCAUCAGAAGCUCCUGUCGGACUUGUUGUUUGCUGUGGAGACUGACAUCCAAGUCUGGAAGAGCCACAGUACAAAGAAUGUGAUAGACUUUGUGAACGCAAGUGAAAACCACGUGUAUGUCGUGAACGUGACCCACAUGAUCUCCCAGUUGGCGGACAACCUCAUCACCUCCUGUGGCGGCCUCCUUCCUCUCCUGGCUGCAGCCACAUCACCGAAUGGUGAGAUUGAGAUCUUGGAACCCAACCAAGGGCUCAGUAUUGAGCAGGCAGUGUCCAUCCUGCAGCGAAUCAUGUACAUGACAGACAUCUUGGUGUUUGCAAGCUCCACGAACUUUGCUGAGUUGGAGACGGAGAAGAACAUGCCCUCCGGGGGCAUCCUCCGACAGUGCCUCAGACUUGUGUGCACUGCUGCAGUGCGGAACUGUCUGGAGUGUCGUCACCGCUACAACCCAAGGACACCGACAGAGGCUACCCCUCCAACAACAGCUACUGUCAAUGGUGUUGACCCUAUACAGUCUCUCAUAGAAGGAUCACAUCCUUCUGCUAAGAACAUUGUGGACAACCUGGCAGGUCAGAUGUCGCCCAUCAAGGACCCCGAGAAGCUGCUGCAGGAGAUGGACAUCAACCGUCUGCGGGCCGUGGUAUAUAGGGACGUGGUAGGUGUAUACGAAAAGCAUCCAUCAAUGCCCUUUGAGAAACUUGUCAAGAACAUCAUAACUACGGAGGAGACCAAACAAGCUCAGUUCCUCGCCCUGGCUAUUGUAUAUUUCUCAUCCGUCCUCAUGGUGUCAAAGUAUCGGGACAUCCUUGAACCGCCCAGUCCCGCGGCCACGCCCACCAGGUCUGCAAUCAACUCGCCCUCAGUGAAAGAUGAAGAAGAAUCUUCAGCAGGGGACACAACUCAGGAGGAGGUUAGCGAGGAGACGCCCGCGACGACUAACGGAGGCGGCAGUGAAGACCACGUCAACACCAGCAGUGAUGACACCAGUCAGACAAAUGUCGAGGUCACUGCUGAUGUCCACACAGAUACACCAAAAGAUGGGGAGGAGAAAACAGAGGAGAAGACAGAACCAAAGGUGGAAGAAACACCAGAGAAGACGGAGGCGAAACCUGAUGAAUCGAAGGAAGCAGAAGAGAUGGAAGAAAGGAGCGAACCAGCGGGAGAAACGAAGGAAGAAACUAAGUCGGGGGAAGAAUCCAAAGAACCAGCAACAGACGAUAAAGCCGAAAACAAGGAGGAUGUGGACCAGAAGAAGGAUGCAGACAAGAAGGAAGAAGUACAAGAAAAGGAUGCAGCAGAAGAAAAGAAUGAUGAAAAGCCCCAGGAAAAGACAGAGGAAGACAAGCCUGAAGGUGAUGCGAAGGCAGAGGAAGUGAAAGAAAACACAGUGGCAGAGAAAACAGAAGAUGGUGAGCAAAGUAAAGAGAAGGUGGAGGAAGGAGAGAAGAAAGAAGAUGGGAAGACGGAGGAAGUGAAGGUAGAACAAGUGAAGGUGGAAGUGGAGGCUGGGAAGGUUCCGGCAGAAACAGAUGAAACAGACGCAGCCCAAGAACAGAAACGUGAAACUGUUGGAGAAGAGGACCAGACAGACGUGCCACCAGAUGGCAGCUCUAUCCCGAUAUCGUCCAUCAGUGUGACUGGAGACGUCAGCAGCAUCGAUCACACGGCCACUACUAAACCCGACAAACUUGAACUCACCAACAACAUCCCGGGGCCUCUGAAGAUAUUACCUCCCUUGGGUGAAGGUGGCAGUCUCACAGACAGACUGGAGAGGGCACUUGGUUCCGUCGCGCCAUUACUGAGGGAAAUAUUUGUAGACUUUGCUCCCUUCCUUUCCAAAACUCUCAUUGGAUCCCACGGACAGGAACUUCUCAUAGGAGGUCUGGUGACGUUGAAGCAGAGCACGUCUGUGGUGGAGUUGGUGAUGUUGCUGUGCUCCCAAGAGUGGCAGAACUCCCUACAGAAGCAUGCAGGCCUUGCCUUCAUAGAACUCGUCAAUGAGGGCAGGUUGUUGGCUCAUGCUACCCGGGACCACAUUGUUCGAGUGGCAAAUGAGGCGGAGUUUAUUCUGAACAGAAUGAGAGCUGAGGAUGUGCAGAAGCAUGCCGAGUUUGAGUCCCUGUGUGCCCAGACUACUGUGGACCGGAAGGAUGAGGAGAAACUGUGUGACCACCUCAUCACCUCCGCCAAACGCCGUGACCACGCCCUGUCCGUCAAACUCCGCGAGAAGGUCGUGAACAUCCUCACCAACAAACACGGUGCAUGGGGCGAGCGAAAUCAAAAGAGGAGAGAGUUCUGGAAGUUGGAUGUGUGGGAGGACGACUCGCGCAGGAGGAGACGUCUCGUCAGAAACAAUUUAGGAUCCAGUCACCCUGAAGCCACUCUCAAGGCAGCUAUUGAACAUGGUGCUACCGAAGAUGCAAUAAACCAGGCGCGCGAUGCCCUCCACUCCCACCUGUCAUCACUGAAGAAGUCCCAGAAGGAAACUACGGAUUACACGGACGAAGAGCUCCUUAUGGAGGAGAAGGAGUUUGACCAGGACUUCUCGGGUCCUGUUGCCUUAUCAACUCCGUGUAAACUGGUAGCCCCAGGGGUGGCUGUAGCUGGCACUGUGUCCAUCACCAAGUCCGAGCUGUACUUCGAGAUGGAUGAAGACGAAGCCGAGAACAAGACGAUAGAUCAGAAGGUUCUGGCCUAUGUGGAUCAGCUGCAUGGGAAAUGGAACUUCACCGAAAUACGCGCCAUCUUCUCACGACGAUACCUGCUGCAGAACGUGGGCAUCGAGAUCUUCAUGUCCAACAGAACCGCUGUGAUGUUUGCUUUCCCUGACCAUGCCACAGUAAAGAAAGUCAUCAAUGCCUUGCCGCGUGUUGGAGUCGGAAUAAAAUAUGGACUUCCACAGGCGAGACGGAUGUCGCUCGCGUCAGGCAAACAGUUGUACAAGUUGUCCUCUAUGACCCAGAAGUGGCAGAGGAGGGAGAUCUCCAACUUCGACUACAUCAUGUACCUCAACACCAUCGCAGGUCGCACGUACAAUGACCUGAAUCAGUACCCAGUGUUCCCGUGGGUGCUGGUCAACUACGACUCGGAAGAACUGGACCUGAGCCAGCCUGCGAACUACAGAGACCUCUCCAAGCCAAUCGGAGCUCUGAAUGAGACGCGAAAGGCGUACUUCGAGGAGCGGUACCAGACGUGGGAGCAUGAUCAGAUCCCGCCAUUCCACUACGGAACCCACUACUCCACUGCAGCAUUCACACUCAACUGGCUGAUUAGAGUGGAGCCCUUCACCACCAUGUUCCUGAACCUGCAAGAGGGCAAGUUUGACCACCCCAACCGGAUCUUCACAUCCAUCAGCCAGGCCUGGAAGAACUGCCAGAGAGACACCUCCGAUGUCAAGGAGCUGAUCCCCGAGUUCUACUGCCUCCCAGAGAUGCUCAUCAACAGCAGUGGAUACAACCUCGGCAAGCAGGAGGAAGGCGAUGUCGUCAACGAUGUCAUCCUUCCACCCUGGGCCAAGUCCCCUCACGACUUUGUCAGGAUAUUGAGAAUGGCCCUGGAGUCAGAGUUUGUGUCCUGUCAGCUGCAUCACUGGGUCGACCUCAUCUUCGGCUACAAGCAGAAGGGUCCCGAGGCUGUGCGUUCCACAAAUAUAUUCUACUACCUGACGUACGAGGGUGCUGCCAACCUAGAAGCCAUGACGGACCCGAUCAUGAAGGAGGCCAUUGAAAAUCAAAUCCGCAGUUUUGGUCAGACCCCGACACAGCUCCUUGCAGAGCCUCAUCCUCCGCGCAGCUCCGUCAUGCAUCUGCUAACCGAAAAGAUAAAGGAACGCAGAAGUAGAGGGCUAGCAAAGACGCCGAUGAUGUUCUCCAACGUCCAGGAUGAUGUCUGCAUGAUCAUGAAGUUUCUGUCCAACUCCCCCGUGACUCAUGUCUCUGCCAACACCCACCCUGCCGUCCCUGUCCCCGCCGUCAUCACCAUCACCUGCAACCACAACUACGCCAUCAACCGCUGGAACAACAACUACCAUCCCCAGAGUGCCAGCACCAGCUUCUCAUCAGACAAGCAGGACCCCCAGAACCACCCCCAGCUGCCCCUCGCCAUGGACCAGUUUCUAGUGCUGAACACAGGCCUCCAGCGGCGCACCCUGGGAGACAACUUCGACCAGAGACAAAAGGUAUCCCACUCCAGCUUCAUCACCACGGCAGACAACAGGUUCAUCUUCGCCAGCGGCUUCUGGGACAAGAGUUUCCGACUCUUCCAGUCUGACAUAGCACGGAUCCUGCAGGUUGUGUAUGGCCACUUUGACAUCGUGACGUGCAUCGCGAGGUCAGAGUGCAACAUGAACCAGGACUGCUACAUCGUCACCGGCUCCAAGGACUGCACCGUCAUGGUGUGGAUGUUCAACUCCAAGAACCAGGCAGUCAUCGGCGACAAUGGCAGUAUAGAGAACCCCACGCCCAAGGCUAUCCUGACCGGCCACCAGACUGAGGUCACAUGUGUGGCUGUCCUUGCAGAGCUAGGCAUGGUUCUCAGUGGCUCCAAAGAUGGCCCCUGCCUGGUCCACACCCUCGGCGGUGACCUGCUGCGGUCCCUAGACCCCCCUGAGUCCUGCUCCACCCCCAACCAGAUUGUGAUAUCCCGGGAAGCUUUCAUCCUCGUCAACUACGACAAGGGCAAUCUGUGCAACUUCAGUGUCAACGGACAACUUCUACGUUUCAUCAAACACAGGGACAAUAUACAGUCAAUGAUCCUCAGUCGUGACGGCCAGUACUUGAUGAUGGGCGGGGACGAGGGCAUGGUGGAGGUGUGGCGGUCACAUGACUUCACGUUACUGUACACGUACCCCACCUGUGACAGCAGUAUACGCUCACUGUCUCUCACACACGAUCACAAAUUUUUGAUAGCAGGAUUAGCAACGGGAUGUUUACUAGUAUUCAACAUAGAUUUCAACAAAUGGCACCACGAGUACCAGGACCGAUACACAUAGUUCUGCCAUGUUGGAGUAUACCACCGCUGAGCCUGUCAUGUGACCUGAUGUGUGACCUCUGACAUGAACUAUGACCUUGACAGAUGAAGGUCAAACGGAAGAAGGUGGCAUGCAUGAUCAAAUGUGUCACUUUGCCCUGAUGAGCCGACUCCCAACAUUGUCAACAUAUCACACAGAUACUGUGUUUCUAGAUCCCUUUAGAACAGUGUAUAACUGUAAUACAGUAUUGUUAAUAGCGUGUUAAUGUAUACCAGUGCUUGAAGGAAACAUACAAGCUAUUUAAUCUCUUUCCUGUUGAAAAUUCACUUAGACAUUUUUUUUCUUACUUGGUUUAUGGAUCUGCAAAACCUACAUUCAACAAAUGUGGUUAAAAAUCAAUAUUUUUAAUACAAAUUUAUUUUCUUCAUGGGAACUAAUUUCAGUAAAUAAAAAAUGUCAAAUUAGGUCAUAAUAGGAAGGGAAGUAACCCUGUAUUUCAUCUGUCAAAAAGCUGCGUUUCUUUUAAAUUUGCUUGUUCUCUUUGUCACUUUACUCUUUUAAGACUUCACUUAAUAAAAAAACUAUUUUGAUUUCGUUUUAUGAAAUCUGAAAAAAACCCAGUUUAUUAAAAAACCUUUAUUCAUUAUUAACAAUAAAAAAAAUAGAGAAUAUACUCAAUAAUAAUAUAUAACAACCGUGGUAUACUAACAUAUUUCUCAGUCAGAGGUAAACGUAGAACUUGUAGGGUAUUUUGAAUUUCAAGAAAGUAGCAAGAAUUCAGAAACUCUACUUUGAGGAGUAGAUUUGAGUUGUAGAUUGUUACAAGUUUUUAUAUUCUUUUUUCCUUGUUGAAUAUGCUAUGUCCACACUCUGUGUCAAGAUUCAUCCCCAAAGACUAUUUUUAUAUAGAUGUCAACAAUAUAUCUGAAUGAUAUAUUGACUGCAUGAUAUUGAGAUGUGUUUGAUGCUUGAGGUGAUGAAAUGCAUUCCCCUCAUAACCAGUUGCUUUUGUGCACAGAGAAAUGUCUUGGAGCAGUCAAAGAUUCCUGAUGUUUAGGCCACUGGGUUAUUUUCAAAUUCUAGACAGUCGCUGAUAGAUGUUCGUAGGGUGUUUACUAUUUAUAGCCCACUUUUGGUCUCGUUGCUAUGGUUGAUACACCUGCCGUUGUCAGGGAAAAGUUGAACUGAUACACCGACGCAUUUCACUGAAACACACAUGUACCAGGAGUCAAUACACCCCUUCAUACAGGCGCAACAGUUACUUAGAAGAAUGUUUAAAUGUCAUUCUGUAAGAAAACUUAAAGUCUCUCUCAGUGUGCACAUUUUUAAGCAAAUGGGAAAAAAAACUUGCACAUUUACGUACUCCCACAAUUGCUUACAUGCGACAUUCUAUUGAUGACAUCGUACAGCAACAUGACGUCCUGCAACGAGGUUACAAUGCAGACAUAGUAGUUUGAGGAACAUAGUAUCCCUACUCUCUUUCACUUUCACCAUGAGCAAUAAGCGACCUGUCAUCAUUUAGGACCUAGUUCGCUUUUUGUGUGGUAUGUUACUCCAUAUAUGUGACAAUUUGACUUUCCUCAGCUUUAUCGCUUCAUUUGGCGAUAUGCUGACAUGAAAUACGUUCAAGGAAUCAUGAAACACGACAGUUCAAGUUGCGUAUCGAACGCAAAAUGCAUUUUGCACCACAACUGAAAUUUUUUGGGCAGACAUUAAUAUGUUCACUUAACGCUAGUGUCUUAUUGAGUGCGUUUGUUUCACAAUUCUAAUGGGAAGUGUUUAAGAGAGGUGUGCAGAGUUGCGUCCUUUGGGCAUGCCAGAAACCUAUGAUCGUGGGUUCGAAUUACGGUUCGCCCAGAUUGUGUUUCUAGAUUUGUAAGCACCAUUUCUGUGCUUGUGGGUUUCACCAAAGUGGUAGGCAUCUGGGACCUGCAUCACUUCCGGCUUUCCUCUCACAUUAAGCUGACACACCGUCAUAUAACUAGAAUACUGUUCAAAUUGGCGUUGAAGCCAAAUCACUCACUCAUUUAGUAUGGGAGUGAAAAAUGUGGCAAAGUUCAAAGGCAAGCCCUUGCUUCUAAUAUGAAAUUAGUUCAUGUAUAUUAUUAAUUGAACAAUCCUGCCAUUAUUAUUAUUAUUAUUAUUAUAAUGUCACAGUAAGAAAUGUCUCGUCACAUUCAACAACUUAAUGAUAUGACAGUCAUUGCAAUAAGUUCCCAUAUUUUUAUCAUAGUAAGGUGUGAGUGAUAUUGGGAGCCUGAUGGAGAUUUGAACCAUUGGUUACUGAAUGAACACCUUCCCAUUAUUACCAUUGUAGGAGAUGCACCAAGUGAUCGCGACAUAUUCUCAGGUUUGUUAUGUUAAAAAGAAAUUCUGAAGUGUUACCAUGUGGUAGGACAAUAGUAUUUAACAUGCGUCAAUCCAAAAUGCUUGUAUAAGUAAAUAAGCCAUAAAACAUAAUAUAUGUUGUUUAUAUCAACUCUGCUUGAAUAGCAUCUGUGUAUAUCAACAGCUUUUGUUUAAUUCUUCAACUUCACUGCCUUUGUCAGAUGUAUUGUCAGGAUAUGAUCCUACUUGUAGAACAACUGCUUCAAAUCAAGCUCCAGACUUUAAGUGACUGUGAGGUAGGAGUUAAAGGGUAGUGAAUUUAGCAAAUAAUGGAAUCUUGCAUUGUGCAAUUGCUGGAUGAGAUAAGGUCAAUGAGUCAGCCUAUCCACACCCUAAAUUCCUGUAUGACACAGAAUCAAGUCAUCAUGGCGUACGGGUUGGUUGUCUGCUCCAAGCUGUGAUGUGGUUAGAUUUUGCCUAUGCAAUUAUGAACUAGAGGUCUGCUUGCUGCAUUUGUUAGAAGAUUUUAACCUUGAUGUGUGAAUAAUGUUCUAUAUUUGUGUAGAAAUGGUACAGAGGCAGUUCCUGGCAGUCUAUGACUUGCUUAACCCUCUAUGUUCCAAUAUAUGUUUCAAAUUGACAAUAAUUUUUGUUCAAGAAUUUUUGGGACAAUUUUUUCUUCAAAAAUAAAGUUUUAUAUCUUUUCUGUGAAAUAAAGCAAUGUGGGAUAUAUUUUGAAGAUGUCUUAAUCAAAUAUAUUGAAUACCCUUGAAAAUUACUAUGAUUUUUAGCUGGUGUACAUUCCUUCAAAACCUCGAUUAAUUCACUAAUCCUAGCUCAGAAUGAUUUAAUCUCUGGUAAUCCUGGUUGUGAAUUAAUAGUUUAACAUUCCCCUACUAAACCAUUUUUCAGAGUUCUAUCUGUUGUAAAAUGCUUCUUCUUUUUUAAAGAUUCAGUUUUGACUGGUGUAUUUCUGAAUCUGAUGUUUUCUUUGUUAUUCUCAACAUUUAAGGGCACAUAUCAACUCUGUUAAUAUAAAUUAGUUUGGGAGAUUUUAGAAAAUGGUAAACAGUUCAACACCAUACAUUAUGUUAUAUAUAGUUACAAGUAGUUUUAGGAACGUAGUCUCACUGAGUGAUAUGUGCCUGUAAGUGUUUAGGAACAUACUCUCAAGCUCAUUCCAGUGUUGUGCUAACAUUUUGUUCUUAUUUGUUAUUUGAGCAAAGCUUGCAAUAUGUUUUGUCAGUUUUCUAGUAUUUACAAUGGAUGGUUUGAGUUGAAAUGGUUAAGUUUAUAACUGGUUGUAUUGUUGAUUAUUACAGUUUUAUUUUGGUGUACAUUUGGACUAGCAUUCCAUGCUUUUUGUUGUUGAAGAGCGGUGUCCCACGAGUCAGGUAGUGAAUGCACCGUCAUUGCGACUUGCAUUUGUAACAUGGAAAGACUGGCAAUAUAUUUACCAUGCUUUAAUUUCCUGAUUUACAGUAUUGCCGUGGGAGUACUGGCUGUACGAGCUGAGAGUAACAUUGCUUAGAAAUUGAUUGUGGGUGAUUGAAAUAUAGCUAGAUUCGUAUUUAGUUUGACUGUUUGAGAGUCAUGUCAUCGGUUUUCUCAUUCAUUCCUCAGUCAAUUUUGGGAAAAUUUGUGUGCAGAAUAAAUUGAUGUUAUAUGUAUAUUGUUUACUUACUACGGAACUAUUUUGUCAUCAAAGAUAUUUGUUCUUGUUUGCCAUCAACAGUAUGUUGGUUCCCUGUAUAUUAAGACAGAGAUGAAUGGUGAUUGUCUAGAUGUGAGUGGAGGGUGACUGUUCUUGUUGUCAUCAAUACAAGUCCAAGUAUAUAUUGCUCAAAAUGUUUCCUCAACCGAAACUAUGACGCAUGAUAUUGUUGUAUUAAAAAGUGAGUUAUCUCCCUUUAGCAGAUUUUUUAUUUUAAGUUCCAACAGUAGUGUUAGGGAAAACAUGGUCUCUCAGAGUUACCUCCCUUGUAAAAAUUUAAGAUGUAGUCAUAUGUACGUGUAUAAAAGAUGUAUCAAAGAUUUCAAAUUGUGAACAUCCUAAGGGGAGAUAACUCAUUUCUACCUUAAAGUAUGGCAUCUCUAUGUGAGUAGUGUACGUGAGUUGUAGGUUCACUACACAGGCUGUAGCGCUACAAGAUAAGCAAUUGUAUAUAAAACCUAGAAGCUAAGAAUAUGCUGUACAGGUGUCCAGACUGUUGUUCUAGUUCUCAAUACGGUUGUGUAAUCCUCUGGACUAUAGUAUUUAUUUGAUGAGGGGGCUGGGUGAAGUGCUUCUGUGUAAGUUAUUCAAAGUGUAUAUUCUUGAUUAUCCUGUGCAUGUAUGGCAUACCUUAUACAAAUGUUGAUAAUACAGUUUUGUGGUUUUCUUAUUAAUCAGAUGAACUUAUUGCACAACAUAUCAACUUGAAUGAUUCCAGUGUAAGAUAAGGCACAAUUCGUAUGUAUGGUCACUGGCUCAAUCUUCUGUUGAUUUUGGUUCGGUUGAAUCAAAUUUUUGUUGAAGUUUGAAGCAUGUUUCACAUAUUGAUUCACAUUUCAGUUGUCAACAUGAGUCACAUUUCAGUUGACAUGUGAAACAUGAUUCACAUUUUUGGUUGAUAUGUGAAACAUGAUUCACAUUAUCAGUUUUAGUAAAAUGUGAUUCACGUUUUGGGUUGACAUGUGAAACAUGUUUCACAUUUUGGGUUGACAUGUGAAACAUGAUUCCAAUAUUCUAUAUUCACCUGAACCAUAAGUAUGAUGCACCUAAAUAAUUCUUACUAUAACCUUUGUCCUGCUAGACUAUAUCUAUUAUAUCCUGUGACUUGUGUUUGAUCAAGCAAUUAUGUGAUCAUUCAUAGAUUUACAUCUGUGAUGUUUUAGCUGAGUCAACAAUAUCAACUAACAAUGGCAAUAGACUUGAACAAGCAAGUGACCUUGACAUUCAGCUGAUGACAAUUUUCUUUCGUUGCAAAUCCUCUGAUGCAGUGUUUGAACACGCCAUUGUCACAAAAUCACCACAGUGAGAAGAAUUCCAACCGACGUGUUGCUUCCUUGCUUCUUCAUAUUUCAUUAGCACUCAUUGCAUGUAUUAAUUUGUGGAUAGUGACCGACGCCACCAGAUUGGUAUGUAUACAAAUAUGUAUAAAAAUAUCUAUGUUCCAGCUUCUCUUCUGUAAUGCUAGUAGCAGUUUUAAAUAAUGUACUCUUAUCUAGGAACAAGUUGUCAUAAUAAAAAAUGAAACAAAUA
Haliotis rufescens (red abalone) is the source of this 14061-nucleotide messenger RNA. RefSeq names its product neurobeachin-like. Gene Ontology annotation, biological process: intracellular protein localization. The record is from RefSeq and is a predicted model, not a curated record. Lineage: Eukaryota; Metazoa; Mollusca; Gastropoda; Lepetellida; Haliotidae. Gene Ontology annotation, cellular component: cytosol; membrane. Bases 141 to 8510 code for a protein of 2789 amino acids. The transcript has 57 exons. Gene Ontology annotation, molecular function: protein kinase binding.